This is a messenger RNA of Ceratina calcarata, 458 nucleotides long. RefSeq names its product ribosomal protein S29 (gene RpS29). Gene Ontology annotation, cellular component: cytosolic small ribosomal subunit; ribosome. The transcript has 3 exons. Gene Ontology annotation, biological process: cytoplasmic translation. Lineage: Eukaryota; Metazoa; Arthropoda; Insecta; Hymenoptera; Apidae. Gene Ontology annotation, molecular function: structural constituent of ribosome; zinc ion binding. The record is from RefSeq and is a predicted model, not a curated record. Bases 94 to 264 code for a protein of 56 amino acids.
ACACGGAGGCCCACACGCCACCAACCAAACGAAUGGCGCUUCCUGUCUUUUAGAUUCUCGAAUCGGUGUUGUAAGCAUCUUUACAGAGAAAUAAUGGGUUUUCAAAAUAUUUGGUAUUCGCAUCCGCGAAAAUAUGGACAAGGAUCCAGAUCCUGUCGUGCUUGCGCGAAUAGGCAUGGACUGAUCCGCAAAUAUGGUUUAAAUAUUUGCAGACAAUGUUUCAGAGAAUAUGCUGCUGAUAUCGGUUUCAAAAAGCUGGACUAAUAUGGACACAACUUUUAACCUGAAUAUAAUUUCCAACAAUACUAUUUCCAUGUGAACCAUAGGAAUGCAUCAGUACAAAAUUUCAUCUAAAAAACACUUUGUUGACUUUUAUUAAUAUUUGGAUUAUCCAUUGGAAAAUGAUUGUAUUUGUCCUAAUCAUGAAACCUAAAUAAAUAUAAUUAUGUAACUAAGAA